Messenger RNA from Lutra lutra (Eurasian river otter), 1619 nucleotides. RefSeq names its product granzyme H-like. The transcript is spliced from 6 exons. NCBI's taxonomy places the organism in Eukaryota, Metazoa, Chordata, Mammalia, Carnivora, Mustelidae. Bases 758 to 1495 code for a protein of 245 amino acids. Gene Ontology annotation, cellular component: cytoplasm; intracellular membrane-bounded organelle. The record is from RefSeq and is a predicted model, not a curated record. Gene Ontology annotation, molecular function: serine-type endopeptidase activity. Gene Ontology annotation, biological process: proteolysis.
GACCCAACAGGUCAUUCCAGUGAGAAAAGCCAUCCACCACUCAGACUAUAAUCCUAAAUAUGUCUUCAACAACAUCAUGUUACUGCAGGUGGGGCCCUUGAUCCGCUGGUUCUUGCACACAUUAUUUCUGGGGAUUUUGCAUCCCCUGUGAUGUCAUUCCUGUCCCUCAUUCCUAGUAUGACAUUUUUACUUGUCCUGGGGCUAUGAGGAGGGCUGCCCCAUGACUGUCCCUGGAGUCUUUGUGAGCCAUUGGUAGAUUAGAAUUCCUUUCCUCUGCAUUCAGCUGGAAAAGGCCCACUUGACUCCCCAUGUUAGCCCCCUCAGGCUGCCCAAGAGGAGUGCACAGGUGUGGCCAGGGAUGGUGUGCAGUGUGGCUGGCUGGGGACGCCUCAGCAUGAACAGCACCUCUGGGGCCUGGAAACUGCAUGAGGUAGAGCUUGAAGUCCAGAGGAACAAGCAAUACAUCUCAUGCUAUAAAAACUCUACAACAGCACAACCCAAAUGUGUGUGGGGAACCUGAAAAAGAAGAAGUCUUCUUUUAAGCAGUGGCAGUGCAAGUGUGAUAGCUGCACCAUUCUCACUUAACCCAAGCCAGAGAACUUCGACAAACCACCUUAAAUGAUGACACCCAGCCGUAGAGACACAGAGGUUGAAGAGGCCUAAAUCAGUGAGCCACCCUUCUAUCACUCCCCUAAGGGCUCUGUAUCUGGAAGGAAGAAAGAUCAACAGCUCUGAGGUGGGCAGACCUUCAGGGAAGAUGCAGCUUCUCCUGCUUUUGUUGGCCCUUCUUCUGCCCCUUGGGGCUGGGACAGAGGAGAUCAUCGGGGGCCAUGAGGUUAAGCCCCACUCCCGGCCCUACAUGGCAUUUCUUCAGUUUCUGUAUAACGGCAAGAUGAAGAGGUGUGGCAGUGUCCUCGUGCACAAGUACUUUGUUCUAACGGCUGCUCACUGCCAGGGAAGCUCCAUGACAGUCAUUCUGGGGGCCCACAACAUCAAGAAACAGGAGAGGACCCAGCAGGUCAUCCCCGUGAAAACAGCCAUCCCCCACCCAGACUAUAAGCAGAACUUCUCCAAUGACAUCAUGUUACUGAAACUGGAGAGAAAGGCCAAGCAGACUGCAGCUGUGAAGCCCCUCUGCCUGCCUAAGAGCAAGAACCCGGUGAGGCCUGGACAGAUGUGCAGUGUGUCCGGCUGGGGGCGGGUCUCAAUGACCACCCUAGCAACCACUCUGCAGGAGGUGUCACUGGAAGUGCAGAAGGAUGCAACAUGUGCAUCCCUCUUCCCUCACUAUUACAGUGGGGCCACCCAGAUUUGUGUAGGAGACCCAGAGGAGAUGAAGACCGCCUUCAAGGGGGACUCCGGGGGCCCCCUCGUGUGUAACAACAUGGUCCAGGGGAUUUUCUCCUAUGGAAAACACAACGGGACCCCUCCAGGGGUCUUCAUGAAGGUCUCCCACUUCCUGCCUUGGAUAAAGAGAACAAUGAAGCGCCUCUAACAGCAAGCAUGAGAUUGACUCCCCUCUGUGCUCGGCCAUCUUUUCUGGGGCAGAGGAAAGAAUCCCUUGGGACUGGGGGAGAGGGGGAGGAGGGAUGGCAGGCCCAUAAUAAAUGGAUCUCUAG